CGGCCCCCAGCGAGGCAGGUGCGGCGGGAGCAUGCGCCGCGCCCCCACCCGCGGGCAGCGCGGGCAGCGCGGCCGGAUCGUCGGCGCGGGCGGGCGGCUCGCACGGGAUUGCUGUGCAAUGCCUUGUAUAAUUAAGACCUCUUAUCAAGAAUAUCUUUGCUCUGAUAGUGUUUCAACAGGCAGACAAUAACAAACACUGCUAAGGAGUGCUAAGAAGACAAUGAAACAGCCCAAUAGGAAAAGAAAGCUUAGCAUGGAUUCCAAAAGGCAUUUGGAUCAGGAUAGAUGCUUGGACAAGGCUAAUGAAGAAAAGAGGCUUAAGGAAGGGGCAAGUCCUUUGAACCCUGCAGGUGCCCAGGAGACGUGGUCUUGGGAGCAGUACCUGAGGGAGCAGAAGGCAGUGGCUGCGCCUAUCGAACUCUUUAACAAGGACCAGUCUUUUCCUGAACAUGAAAACCAAUUUCAGAUUGGAAUGAGAUUAGAAGGCAUUGACCCUCGACAUCCAUCUGUAUUUUGUGUGCUUUCUGUAGCUGAGGUGUGUGGUUAUCGGCUAAGACUUCAUUUUGAUGGUUAUUUAAGCUGCUACGAUUUUUGGACUAAUGCAGGUUCCCCUGACAUUCAUCCAGUAGGGUGGUGUGAAAAGACCAAACAUGAACUGCACAUUCCUAAGGGUUAUAGAAAAGAUAAGUUUGUUUGGAUGAAUUAUUUGAAGGCCUGCAAAUUGCAAAAUGCUCCCAAGAAAUUAUUCAGAAACAGAAGUUCUAGUGGGCCAAUGCCUAAAGAAUUUCAGGUUGGAAUGAAGCUGGAGGCCGUCGACAGGAAGAACCCUUCCUUGGUGUGCGUGGCGACCAUAGCAGAUAUUGUCGAAGAUCGCUUACUAGUGCAUUUUGACAAUUGGGAUGAUAGUUACGAUUACUGGUGUGAUGUAAAUAGUCCUUAUGUCCAGCCAGUUGGUUGGUGUCAGAAGAAUGGACGAACCCUGAUAGCACCGCAAGGUUAUCCUGAUCCAGAAAAUUUCUCUUGGACUGAGUAUUUAAAAGCUACUCAAACUAAAGCAGCUCCUGCCAAAGGUUUUAAAAGGCGAUUUACUCAUGGUUUUCUACCAAAUAUGAAACUUGAAGUUGUGGAUAAACGAAACCCUCGGUUAAUUCGUGUCGCAACUAUCCUGGAUGUUGAUAACCAAAGACUAAAGAUUCACUUUGAUGGCUGGGAUCACAAAUAUGACUAUUGGACUGAUGCAGACAGCCCUGAUAUCCACCCAAUUGGAUGGUGCGAUGUGACAGGACAUCCUCUGGAACUGCCAUAUCGAGCAAAUGCUGUGAAAAUACUUCCAGGUCAAGCUGUUUGCCCUACUCCAGGGUGCCGAGGAAUAGGCCAUAUCCGUGGUCCACGGUAUUCAGGACAUCACAGUGCUUUUGGCUGCCCGUAUUCCGACAUCAACUUGAAAAAGGAGACACGACUCCAUGACCCUCUGAGAGUACAGACCCAGGAAAACGUGGAAUUAGAUUCUUCCCAUUCAAUAUCAAAUAACCUCUGUAGUUUGAACUUCAACGGAGAGCGUGAGAAGAUGGAGAGUCCACCCAAACUUGUACAGCAGGCAAAGUGUUUGAAAAUCAGAGGAAAAGAAGAAAUUGACAUCGCUAAUCUCUUCAGAGAGUACACCACCCAGCACACGCAGAAGACGCUGCAGCUGCAACGCACCAUCUUCAUGUCUACCCUGUCAGCUAACCCUUUUCGAGGUCUUGCACUCGGCAGGCAGCAGCACUACAAGCUGCUUCCCGGCGUGGCUGACGUCCAGGCAAACCAGGUGGGCCGCUGGACAGUGGAUGAGGUGGCUAAGUUUGUACAGUCUCUUCUGGGCUGCGAAGAGCAUGCCAAGUGCUUCAAGAAAGAGCAGAUUGAUGGCAAAGCCUUCCUCCUUCUGACCCAAGCAGACAUCGUCAAGGUGAUGAACAUCAAACUGGGCCCAGCACUCAAGAUCUAUAAUUCUAUCCUCAUGUUCAGGAAUUUCCAGGAUCUCUCUGAAGAAGAUGUGACCUCCAGCCCAAAACUCAGGAAGUAGGCUCUGCGCACAGCGGCACCAGGACAGCGUUUGUGAGCAAUAAGACUGGCCCAUAUUAAUUUGCUUUCACUAUCUCCUUGGUCCUAUCCAGGUGUAUUCCAAACCGUUCUUUUUAAGUGUUUAUGGUGUCAGUAUUUUAGAAGAUUCUGAUGAUUGGCAGACAGACGCCCAAGCACGUGUAUGGUCAGCAAAGGUCGUUUCACUGGGCUGAGAUCUCCCAGUUCUGAGACAUUGCAGCAAAUGGACCAAAGGAGCCCCUCCUACACACACAUACACCUUUAGCCUCCUAUAUCACCAUCAGAAAGUUAUCUCCCAUUUUGCAAAUGAAGGGUUGUUCUCAAGUGAUAAAAUAUUUCCUUUUUAAAAAUAGUAUUCAUACUUUGGUAAAUCUCAGGGCUAGGACGAACAGAAACAUUACUGGGCCCUCUCGAGCAAAUCAAGGAUCAACAGGGUGAUAGUGAUAGUGAUAGCAUUCAUAAUUACAUGGUGGAUGUUUUUGAGACACCUGAGCUUGGCUUAGAUUUGCCUUUAUGGGUGCAGUGAAUAUAACAGAUAGUGUCCUGGUGUUUUUAAAAGACAUCAUGUGAGGUUUUUGUGUACUUUACUCAGGAAAGUGUAAAUCUGACAGAAAAGAAGCAGCACAUGUUUUCAGGAUUUAUUAAUUCUCCAUGUCUUGUUCAUUUAUAUGCCUUAGUUGUUCCCCAAGUCUUUCAGUCGUAGCCCAGGAGUGACAGGGCAAAGAACCAGCUCGUGCGCCUUGCAGGGCUGAUGGGACCCUUCUGAGGAUCUUUACCAGCAGUUCCCAGCAGACUGCAGGGCACAGAGAGAGAAGAGCAGUGGUUACAGGAAGACAGGCCCUGAGCCUGGCAUUGCUGGCAUACAGUUGCCCACCUAUAUCCGGUUUCACCUGCAUCUCUGCAGCCACCUCAGGCUUCAGCUGUGAAGAAAGGGGCUGGAAAGAACCCUUCUGUCCUGAGCCUGCCUCAGCUGUGCUACCUGAGCAGUGGGCGCCUCUUCACCAAUAUGCGUACCUUCUAAAGGACAGAGCAUGUUUCUCUAUCUGCACAGUUUGGAUUUGUGGCUUACCUUUGUUUGGUGUCAGUUCCAGUUUUGGAAGAGCCUCCAUUUUUCAUACACAUCCUCAGUAAGAACAGGAGCAAGCUUAGGAAAGCCCUGCAAGGGGAGCACCUCAUUUUAGAUGGAGCGAGAGAGAUCAAAGAUUCAGACCUCACCAUACCCAUUGGCUAUUGCUUCAUCUUACGAUUUAAAAAAGAAUCUUACAGUCUAAGAAAGUUGAUUGUGGCUAGAGAGUUUCCCCAAAUUUACAUCACACACACACACACACACACACGCACACACACAUACGCACAAACACACACGCACAAACACACAAAAUGUUGUCAGAGGUGAAUAUUUAUGUUUCUUUAGAUCCUUAUUGAAAUGGAAUCUUAAUAUAUAUCAUUGGUUGAUGUAAGUUUUUGUUUUUUGUGAAGUUUAUAUUACCGUUUAUUGUAUUUUUUGUAGGCUGCUAUGUACAGUUAAAAUUUCUGCUUCUGCUAUGUAAAAAGUUUAAUAUAUUUUAAA
Molecule: messenger RNA, 3646 nt
Organism: Sorex araneus (European shrew)
Lineage: Eukaryota; Metazoa; Chordata; Mammalia; Eulipotyphla; Soricidae
Gene: L3MBTL4
Product: L3MBTL histone methyl-lysine binding protein 4
Exons: 19
Coding region: 221-2062 (613 amino acids)
Biological process (GO): regulation of DNA-templated transcription
Cellular component (GO): nucleus
Molecular function (GO): protein binding; zinc ion binding
Source: RefSeq, a predicted model, not a curated record